This is a messenger RNA of Soboliphyme baturini, 576 nucleotides long. NCBI's taxonomy places the organism in Eukaryota, Metazoa, Nematoda, Enoplea, Dioctophymatida, Soboliphymatidae. The record is from the annotation of a GenBank genome assembly.
AUGAGUUCGGUUAGCUCGUGUCUUUCGUGGUACGACAAAGGGUCAGAUCAACCUCUCGAUCCGAACGAGUUCGUAGCGCAAUCGGCGCGAGAGUGUGCUCUGCUUGACCACCGACCUCCUCAGCCUCUCUACUUGCUUCCUUAUUACCAUGGUACGCUAACCGUCGAGGACGCUGAGGACCGACUUCACUUACGCGGCCAAUUCCUACUGUUCCAAACCAUGGAACUUCAGCUGCAAAUUAUGGUUUUGGGGGAAAACGAUCAGAGCUAUUCGCUGCCGAUCCACCAAGACCCGGAUAGCACUUCCUUCUGGAUUCAACCCGAAGAUAUGGAGCUGCAAUUCACGGCCGUAGAGAAGCUCAUUACCUACUACAUAACCUACAAAAUACCGAUUAAGGCGUUGUCUAGAGAGCGCAACAAGAGAGAGUCUGUUAUCAAGAUAUUUCGAGAACCUGGUAUAAGCUCGAGCAAGUUUUGCGUAGUUAUUCUUGCAACUGGACCUCUUCUGCUGACCAGCGUUGACCAAGACACCCAGUCCUUCUGCGGGACAACGCCAGGUCGCAUGUCGCAAGAAUAA